CGCCCAGGGCUGUCACCGCGCGCUCGCCGAGCGCACCGACCCGGGACGCGGCAUCUGGGGACCGCCAGCGCUCACCCGCAAUUUCCCCUGUCGGGGUCCUCAGCUCGCGCUGCCCAUUGAGCACCCGCCGGGGAGGUAGGCGAUGUCCGCCGCGGUCCGUCGCGGUCCUCCGAGCGGCCGGGCUCAGCGGCUCGCGGGGCCCCUCUGGUGCUUGGCGGCGCUGGGGAUGCUGUGGUCCCCCGCUUCUCGGGCUUUCAACUUGGACGUGGACAAGCUCACGGUGUACAGCGGCCCGGAGGGCAGCUACUUCGGCUACGCAGUGGACUUCCACAUACCUGCAGCUCGCACAGCGAGUGUCUUGGUGGGGGCGCCCAAAGCCAAUACCAGCCAGCCAGACAUCGUGGAAGGGGGAGCCGUGUAUUACUGUCCUUGGCCCGCCGAGGGGUCUGCGCAGUGCAAGCAGAUACCGUUUGACACCACCAACAACCGAAAAAUCAGAGUUAAUGGAACCAAGGAACCUAUAGAAUUUAAAUCAAAUCAGUGGUUUGGAGCAACGGUGAAAGCUCACAAGGGGAAAGUCGUGGCCUGCGCCCCUUUAUAUCACUGGAGAACUCUUAAGGCUACAUCAGAAAAGGAUCCAGUUGGCACUUGCUAUGUGGCAAUUCAGAAUUUCAGUGCUUAUGCAGAGUACUCUCCUUGUCGGAACAGCAAUGCUGAUCCUGAAGGCCAGGGUUAUUGCCAAGCAGGAUUUAGUCUGGAUUUUUAUAAGAAUGGAGACCUUAUUGUGGGAGGACCUGGAAGUUUUUAUUGGCAAGGUCAAGUGAUCACUGCCAGUGUUGCAGAUAUCAUUGCAAAUUACUCAUUCAAGGAUAUUCUAAGGAAGUUGACACGAGAAAAACAGACAGAAGUGGCUCCGGCUUCCUAUGAUGACAGUUACCUUGGAUACUCAGUUGCUGCUGGGGAAUUUACUGGAGACUCUCAGCAAGAAUUGAUUGCUGGAGUUCCAAGAGGAGCACAGAACUUUGGCUAUGUUUCGAUUAUAAACUCAACAGAUAUGACCUUUAUUCAGAAUUUCACUGGUGAACAGAUGGCAUCUUAUUUUGGAUACACAGUUGCAGUAUCAGAUGUGAACAAUGAUGGAAUGGAUGACAUACUGAUCGGAGCCCCCCUCUUUAUGGAACGUGAAUUUGAGAGUAACCCUAGAGAAGUAGGGCAAGUUUACCUGUACCUGCAAGUGAGCGCUCUCAUCUUCAGAGACCCGCAGGUCCUCACAGGUAGCGAGGUGUUCGGGAGAUUUGGCAGUGCUGUGGCACACCUAGGGGACCUGAACCAAGAUGGAUACAAUGACAUUGCCAUUGGGGUGCCUUUUGCAGGCAAGGAUCAAAGAGGCAAAGUGCUCAUUUAUAAUGGGAACAAGGACGGCUUAAACACCAAGCCUUCCCAAACUCUGCAAGGAGUGUGGGCCUCACAGACUGUCCCUUCUGGAUUUGGCUUUACUUUAAGAGGAGAUUCAGACAUAGACAAGAAUGAAUACCCAGAUUUAAUUGUGGGUGCAUUCGGAACGGGAAAAGUAGCUGUUUACAGAGCAAGGCCAGUGGUGACUGUGGAUGCCCAGCUUCUGCUGCACCCAAUGAUUAUCAAUCUUGAAAAUAAAACUUGCCAGAUUCCAGGAUCUCUGACACCUGUGGCCUGCUUUUCUUUAAAAGUAUGUGCAUCAGUAGCAGGCCAGAGCAUUUCAAACACAAUUGGUCUGACCGCUGAGGUGCAAUUAGAUACCCUGAAACAAAAGGGAGCCAUUAAACGUACCCUCUUCCUUGACAACCAUCAAUCACAUCUGGUCUUCUCUCUCCUGAUAAAGAGGCAGAAAUCCCACCAAUGCCGGGACUUUAUUGUUUACCUGCGAGAUGAAACUGAAUUCCGAGAUAAAUUGUCUCCAAUCAACAUUAGUUUGAAUUACAGUCUGGAUGACUCCACCUUUAAAGAAGGUCUGGAAGUAAAACCAAUACUGAACUACUACAGGGACAACAGUGUUAGUGAACAGGCUCACAUCCUGGUGGACUGUGGAGAAGACAAUAUGUGCAUUCCUGACUUGAAGCUGUCAGCUAGACCAGAUAAGCAUCAGGUAAUCAUUGGAGAUGAAAAUCACCUUAUGCUCAUGAUCAAUGCAAGAAAUGAAGGAGAAGGAGCUUAUGAAGCUGAAGUCUUUGUGCUAAUACCAGAAGAGGCAGAUUAUGUUGGGAUUGAACGCAGCAACAAGGGAUUACGACCACUGAGCUGUGAGUACAGGAUGGAAAAUGUAACCAGAAUGGUGGUGUGUGACCUUGGAAACCCGAUGGCGGCUGGAACAAAUUAUUCUCUGGGCCUUCGAUUUGCAGUUCCACGUCUUGAGAAAACAAACAUGAGCAUUAACUUUGAUCUACAAAUCAGAAGUUCUAACAAGGACAACCCAAACAGCAAUUUUGUGAGCCUGCAAAUCAACGUCACUGCUAUAGCUCAAGUUGAAAUAAGAGGCGUGUCGCACCCUCUGCAGAUUGUUCUGCCCAUUCACAACUGGGAACCGGAAGAGGAGCCCCGCCAAGAGGAGGAAGUUGGACCAUUAGUGGAACAUAUUUAUGAGCUGCACAACAUUGGACCAAGUGCCAUCAGUGACACCCUACUGGAGGUGGGCUGGCCAUUCUCUGCCAGGAAUGAGUUUCUUCUCUAUAUUUUUCACAUUCAAACUCUGGGACCUCUCCACUGCCAAACAAAUCCUGAUAUCAACCCACAGGAUAUAAAGCCUGCCGCUCCCCCAGAGGACACCCCUGAGCUUAGUGCCUUUUUGCGAAACUCGACCAUCCCUCAUCUUAUCAGGAAGAGAGAUGUCCCUAUGCCGGAGCCCCAAAGACAGAGACCCACAAAAAUUCUGAACUGUACAAAUAUUGAGUGCUUGCAGAUCUCCUGUGUGGUGGGACGACUAGAAGGAGGAGAAAGUGCAGUCCUGAAAGUCCAGUCCCGGCUAUGGGCUAAGACAUUUCUCCAGAGAAAAAAUGAUCCCUAUUCUCUUGCAUCCCUGGUAUCCUUUCAAGUUAAGAAGAUGCCUUAUAGAGAUCAGCCAGCAAAACUCCCAGAAGGAAACAUAGCAAUCAAGACAUCAGUUAUUUGGGCAACCCCAAAUGUUUCCUUCUCAAUCCCAUUAUGGGUAAUAAUAUUAGCAAUACUUCUUGGAUUACUGGUUCUGGCCAUUUUGACCUUAGCUUUAUGGAAGUGUGGAUUCUUUGACAGAGCAAGACCCCCUAAAGAUGAUAUGACUGACACGGAACAACUGACAAAUGAGAAAACCCCCGAGGCAUGAAAAGGAAAACCAAAAACCUAAAAACUCAAACCCUGGUCCAGUUCAAAGAAAAGAAAGGACAGUAGGAUUAAAGAAAGAUCUUCCUGGCCCUUUCCUGUGACCUAGGAAAUACAAGAGCCCUGGAAAAUAGGACCUCAUCUACACCAUGCUUUGGAAAAGUUGCCAUGGGCCCAGAGGCCCCUUUGAAAAAGGAAAUGUCCUCCACGCUCUAAGAACCAUCAGCAGUUGUGGCAGAUUUCUCUCGCUUUUGUCAUCCUGUGUUUGGCAGACACUUUGAAAUGGGUCUGGGAACUGAGCUUGCUUUCCAGGUAAAUGCAACUUAAGCCAGAAAGACAAAAUGUCUGAAUUACUACAGAACUUAGGGGGUGAACUAGGACCAAACCUUCCAACACUACUGUACCCAAAGGAAUAUUUGACACCUCCCUAUGGAAAAGAAACAUUUCUAACUGAUGCUAUGGCUCAGGGAGACAAACAUAUGUUGGUAGUACUUAAUGAAAAAGUACUUUUGAAAUGACAAAGAUAAUCUUGUGAGGAUAGCAAUUUAUUUAUUUAUAUUCCAUUUCUCUAGGCUGAUAUUCUGGUCAUCUAGAAGAUUUGGAAGUUAAGUUUUGCUUAGCUAGUUUUCAAAUCAUUCACUAAAUUUUUCUACUAAGAUAAGCAAUUUGUGCAGAUAAAUCAACACAUCUUUUGCUGUUCCUUAACAGCAAAAGGAACAACAAAUGGGUUAAGGAACAGCAAAUCGGUAUUAGGAUACAGUUUCACUUAAUACCUUGCUGCCUUCUUCCUAAAAUUAAUUCUACUUUCCAAAGACUCUCAUUUGCUUAAUUUAGCUUUACACAAAGUUGCAUUUAAAUUUCCCUUUAUUAAAAACAUAAUCUUUCCAUUGACUUAAUUGACAAAGCAUAAAUAUACAGAUACUCUCCACCUGGUAUUGUGUUUCAAAGUAAUGGUAAAAUUUCUAAGGUCUAUUAGUAAAAAAAAGCAAUGUAACACAUCAGUAAACACAGUAUUUUUAGUAUCUUUAAAAAGCAACACCAAUAUUUAGUUUGGGAUCAAAUGUCUAUUUUCUCUACUGUAUCUCAAACUUGCAAACACAGAUAAAACAUGUUAAACAUAAAUAGGAAGGGAAUAUAAAGUUAUGCAAAUGUGAGAUGAACCUAGAAAGUGGAUUUUCUUUAGAAUUGCCUGCUCCAACUUUACUAUUCAUUUUUACUGUUAAUCUUUAUAUUACAUAACUUUGGAAAGUAAUCUUUAUUUAAGCUAUCUUCCCACCAUCUUGAAUUUAACCAUCUUGAUAUUUAAAACUCUUGUAAAUAAUCAUAAUCAUGUAAUAAUGUUAUUUUUGAAGUAAAAUUGACCAGCCAAAUUCAGUUAGUCUGCACAAUUUUGUAUCCUUUUAUAAUGAUGAAAAAUUACUAUGAAGAAAUGCUGAACAAAUUUUUAUAUUUAUGUGCAAUAUUUUAUAGACCUAUGUAUCUAAAGCAUGUUUACACUGGCAUUAGUUAUUUUUUAAUUAAUAUCCCAAAUAUUAAGUAUGAUAGAACAAAAGGACCAAAAUCCUUAGAGUUUAUAAAGCAGUUGGAAAAUUUGUAUCCCAAUUUCAACAAUCACACUUGAUUUGAAAGAUGAGUCAAAUCCACAGACACGGAAUUUUCUCAUGCCUUAACCUGGAAACAGGCCAUCUGGCUCCGACUGCAGAACUUCAUUGGGAACCAAAUGAAAGGCACAUGGAAAGACACACGGAUGCACAUUCUUCCUGCUUGUGAAUUAAAUCCUGUCAUGGUAGCAGUUUCAAGUCUGUCAGGAAUCAAAAUCUGGCUCUCAGAGUGUGUUCCUGAUUUUAGGGAGAAUCAUAUGGGCUUCAAAGAAGGUCCCAAAACAGCCUCUGGGGCUCUUGAGUGUUAGCCCUCUAGGCAGAAUAGGUUUUACAGAAAGGUCAACUAUUAUGAUGAGAAGGGUGUCUGAGAGAGGUCUCUGCGUCCACCCUUCCCCACCAGUAAUGCCUGUACUCCUGUCAAAGUGCCUGACUUUUGACCAAUAGAGAUUAGAUAGUCAGAAUUUUGUUUAAGCUCUUUGAGAGAAUAUCCCCCUUGCUUGUUACCUUUGGUGAAAGAACCCAGGACUCUCAGGGCUAGGUCAGUGUAGGAUGCUGUAAAGGGUGGUACAGACACCUGGAGGACACUACACCAGCUGUGAGGAGACCUAGGACCCAGGACAGAACAAAGUAUGAGCUUCAGUGACAAGCUCUCUCCUCCUCACAGUCCCAUCCAGCACUGGUCCUGUUCUAGAGGAAUGGCCCUUGCUACCCACAGGUGUUUCAAACACCACGCAUGCAGUGGCCCUCUCUGCCACUUGAGAUGUGGAAACUAGAAUGGUGACAGCUGAGGUCCAGGAAUUCCACCCCUUCAUCAGUACUUGAGCAUCCCUUCCUCAUGGAAAAUGCUCUCCAGUGCACCUGUGUGUCUGCUUCUCAUCCUGGCAUCACCAAUUGCCCCCAUAAUUCAUAAUGCGCCGUGCUUCUGUUAGAGUCUAUUAUAGCUUAGGUGUUCCUUUUAAAAUUCUUGCGGUUGGCUUUUGAAGUGUGGAAACAAUGGGCCAAUCGAGUUUUAUAAACCUGGAGCUUUUUAUACAGUAAAUGAAUGACAUGUCCUUAGCUGCCACUGAAACCCCUCUUUGAACACAACUUUUUCUCAUUUAUUUAAAAAUGUGUGUAGAUAUUUGUGAAGAUUUUCAUGUAUGUAUUUACCUUGUCACGAAUAAACUUAAAAUUAAA
Talpa occidentalis (Iberian mole) is the source of this 6104-nucleotide messenger RNA. RefSeq names its product integrin subunit alpha 8 (gene ITGA8). The coding region runs from base 143 to 3331 and encodes 1062 amino acids. The transcript is spliced from 30 exons. Gene Ontology annotation, cellular component: integrin complex; external side of plasma membrane. The record is from RefSeq and is a predicted model, not a curated record. Gene Ontology annotation, biological process: cell-matrix adhesion; cell adhesion mediated by integrin; integrin-mediated signaling pathway. Lineage: Eukaryota; Metazoa; Chordata; Mammalia; Eulipotyphla; Talpidae. Gene Ontology annotation, molecular function: integrin binding.